This is a messenger RNA of Epinephelus moara (kelp grouper), 2094 nucleotides long. RefSeq lists its product as uncharacterized. The record is from RefSeq and is a predicted model, not a curated record. Lineage: Eukaryota; Metazoa; Chordata; Actinopteri; Perciformes; Serranidae. Gene Ontology annotation, cellular component: centrosome. The coding region runs from base 1 to 1647 and encodes 548 amino acids. The transcript has 8 exons.
AUGGAGCCCAUGUCCUCACUGAACGACAGUGUGCCGCCUCAUAUAAAUGGCCAUUAUCACUCUGGUUAUGGAGAAGCCAUCACAUCUGAACACGUCACCAGUCAACAGCGUUACAACACUGGCAGAAAUAAAAGCAAAGUUCGUCUCAAUGACCAGCUCAUACCAAAACCAACUGAUCUAAAUAUAGCGGAGAAAAUGAUAAAGAUUGCCACUCCAAAAGAGCAUCCCUAUUCAUCCCACAUCUCCAAGUUUGCAAUGUUCCCAUCCUUCCACCCUCCAGAUGACCCCGACACAGGAGUCAGAGCUGCUUCCCAAACCUUCCUCCACCCCCACGUCCCAAAUAGCGCACCGGACGUCACUCUGCUGAGCAAAACUAUAGGCAGCCCAUACAGACACGAGGUCUUGAGGACACCCAUGAAAACCAGGAAGAAAGCUGUUAUGUGGCCCGGAGAACACGGCUUCUUUGAUCAUACAAAGCCACUGAAGGGACACACCCAGGUCUUCUACCCCACUCCUCCAAAGACAGUGCAGCCCAACCCUAAACUUCGUGACUGGGAUUUAUCGUUAUCUGAGCGGACGAGCAACAUGCUGAAAAAUUUGGAAAGGACACACUGGGUCACCUCCUACCAAAUGCACCACACAGGAUCAGGGCCUGCAAAUCCUCUUAAGAUAGACGACUUCAAGGAAAAAUUGAAUGACAUCACCGGGGCGAAUUCACACACUGCACCACUGAGAGAAAGGUCCUUUCCUGCAUUUGUUCCCUCUAAACCCAGAGGAGGAAGUAGAAGAAGACAGGGGAGCACCUGCAGUACCGCUGCUGCUGAACUCCCAAAUCUAUCUCCAGCUCCAAACCAAGGCACUGUUUCAGCUACUAUGAACCAACACAGGCCACAGGAGAUCACAGCUAAGCUUAAUGAGGCACCAGAUCCAAACCAAAGGGGUCAUAGUCAAUCAAAGUACAGCUCUGGCUCCACAGAAGCACAGAGCACCGAGCUGUCCCAGGAGGUCUUACACAAACAACAAACUGAGAGCAAAAGCUCUGCGCACGAGGGCAGGGAGAGAGAAAACUGCAGAGUCCAGUUUUAUGAAAGUCCAAUGCAAGUAUCAGUGUCACACAGCAGCCAAGAGGCUAACGCUGCCACAGAGCAACCUCUAGAACUGAACCACCGCCCACUUUCCCAGGGAGAGAUGGAGGUCAACAGGGAGAAAAGCCUGUGUGUAAAGGAUGAACCCAGCAGCACAAAGGAAUAUUUUAAAGCUGGAAAAAAUGUAUGUAGCAUUAGUCCGUCAUCCAUCGCCAAAGACCUAGCAGGUAUUGAAUCUCAUGCUGAGUUAUCAUCAAGGGCAGCGUCAGAGCAGGGGAAACUGGUAAAGAGCAGAGAGCUGCCACAUAGUCUCUGUAACCCCUGCAUCCUGCCGAGGCCUCCUGUCCUGCCUGGCAUUCACCCGGUGGACAGAUUUGGGACUGUGGGUGGGGAAGCCACAUCUCUCAGCCUCCGGGACCUUCAAAAUUCAUUCAGUAAGUCAAAGGCCCAUCACGACUUUAACAGCUCCAUCACACGUGCUGCUGUGAACCUGAGAGACAAUGUCGUCACAGGGAGAAAACACGACUUCUAUGGGAUCAACUGUUACUACCUGCAUGGAUAACCUGACGGACAUUUUUACAGCCUUGAAGCAAAGAUUAUUGUCCUCCAACCACUCAAAGCGCCUUUACACAACAUGUCAUAUUCACACACUGGUGGCUGAGGCUUCUAUACAAGAUGUCACGUGCUUCUCAGUUUUAAACAGUCACACACACUCAGUGGACCAUUAGUAGACGACCUGCUCUAUCUCCUGCACCAUAAAAAAUAAUAGUCGUAAUGAUUUUAAUCUUUGAAGCAAGCGAAUAAAGUUUAACCACCACUGAAUAAUUUAAUGUUGAAACUUUUCAGAGCUGCAUUGUGAAAGCGAGACUUACAGGGAACCAAUCCAAAUGCGGAUGAUGUAAUUAUUCUGUAGCCAUUACACUGUGCAAUCAACAUUCAGUUUAUAAGUUAAAGUAAAAUUUGUCAUUUUCUACUCUAACACAGCAUUUAUAGCAUUGAAUUGUGAGAA